Aspergillus candidus is the source of this 1215-nucleotide messenger RNA. RefSeq names its product diphosphomevalonate decarboxylase MVD1 (gene mvd1). The transcript is spliced from 2 exons. Lineage: Eukaryota; Fungi; Ascomycota; Eurotiomycetes; Eurotiales; Aspergillaceae. Gene Ontology annotation, biological process: isopentenyl diphosphate biosynthetic process, mevalonate pathway; isoprenoid biosynthetic process. Bases 1 to 1215 code for a protein of 404 amino acids. Gene Ontology annotation, cellular component: cytosol. Gene Ontology annotation, molecular function: ATP binding; diphosphomevalonate decarboxylase activity. The record is from RefSeq and is a predicted model, not a curated record.
AUGGCUGCUCCUACCGAUCAGACCGUGUACCGGGCGACCACCACGGCCCCCGUCAACAUCGCCGUUAUCAAAUACUGGGGCAAGAGGGAUACGACUCUGAACCUGCCCACGAACUCGUCUCUCUCCGUUACUCUGUCGCAGCGCUCGUUGCGCACCCUCACCACCGCCUCCUGUGCGGGCAAAUACCCCUCCGCCGACGAACUCAUCCUCAACGGCAAGCCCCAAGACAUCCAGUCCUCGAAACGCACGCUCGCCUGUCUGUCCAACCUCCGCGCCCUGCGUCGGUCUCUCGAGAAUGCAGACUCCUCUUUGCCCAAGCUGUCCGCCUUCCCCCUGCGCAUCGUCUCGGAGAACAACUUCCCCACCGCUGCCGGUCUGGCCAGCUCCGCUGCAGGCUUCGCCGCUCUCGUCCGUGCCGUCGCCGACCUCUACCAGCUCCCGCAGUCCCCGCGUGACCUCAGCCGCAUCGCCCGCCAGGGCUCCGGCUCCGCCUGCCGCUCCCUGAUGGGCGGCUACGUCGCCUGGCGCGAAGGCACCGAGGCCGACGGAAGCGACAGUCUGGCCGAGGAGGUGGCGCCGGCGUCGCACUGGCCCGAGAUGCGCGCCGUCGUCCUGGUCGUCAGCGCGGAUAAAAAGGACGUCCCCAGCACCCAGGGCAUGCAGACGACCGUGGCGACGUCGAACUUGUUCGCGACGCGCGCUACGACCGUCGUCGCCGAGCGCAUGGCCGCCAUCGAGACGGCCAUCCAGAACCGUGACUUCCCCACCUUCGCGGAGAUCACCAUGCGCGACUCCAAUGGCUUCCACGCUACCUGCCUGGACUCGUGGCCGCCCAUCUUCUACAUGAACGAUGUGUCCCGCGCCGCGGUGCGUCUCGUCCACGACAUCAACGAGGCUGUCGGCCACACCGUCUGCGCUUACACCUUCGAUGCGGGCCCCAAUGCCGUCAUCUACUACGAGGAGAAGGACACCGAGCUGGUGGCCGGCACGGUCAAGGCCAUCCUGGGCGAGAACGUCGAAGGUUGGAGCGGUCCGUUCCACGAAGCCGUCAAGAACGUCUCGGGCCCCGGUGUCGCCCUCGACAAGGUCGACCCGCGUGCCGUCGAGGUUCUCAAGGGCGGCGUCAGCCGUGUGAUCCUGACCGGCGUGGGCGAGGGCCCUAUCAGCGUCGAGGAGCACCUGGUCAGCGAGUCCGGGGAUGUCCUGUCUCAUUAG